Daktulosphaira vitifoliae (grape phylloxera) is the source of this 1868-nucleotide messenger RNA. RefSeq names its product ero1-like protein (gene Ero1L). Gene Ontology annotation, biological process: protein folding in endoplasmic reticulum. NCBI's taxonomy places the organism in Eukaryota, Metazoa, Arthropoda, Insecta, Hemiptera, Phylloxeridae. Bases 312 to 1751 code for a protein of 479 amino acids. Gene Ontology annotation, cellular component: endoplasmic reticulum membrane; endoplasmic reticulum. The transcript is spliced from 12 exons. Gene Ontology annotation, molecular function: thiol oxidase activity; FAD binding; protein-disulfide reductase activity. The record is from RefSeq and is a predicted model, not a curated record.
AACUUCAGUUUGUGUUCAGCGUUGAUAACGCGAGUCAUUAUCGAGUGCACUUGUUAUUGUGAGUUGUCGUUUAAUUAACUUUUAAAUAGUAUUACUGGUUUAUUUAAUCAGUUAUUUCAAUUUUUUUUUGUUUUACAAACGUAGACUAUUCUUUAUUACUACUAUGUGUGCAUUUAUUAAAUCAUAGUCCAUUGCUAUCCAACUAAUAUCUCUACUUAUUAAUGCCUUUUACUUGAUUAACGCCUAUUUUUUGUAUUUGAAAACUAAUAAAUAGUUUUAUAUUAGUGACUGAGAUUCAAAGCAAAAAGGAAAUGUUGUUUCGGACUAUUAACUAUUUUAUACUAUUAGUAGUUAAUUUAAGCCUUUAUGUGAGUGCUAUUUGUUUUUUCUCAUCAUCUAGCCCGAAUUCUUCAAAUCGUUUGGAUAAUAUUUGGCUCAAUGAGCUCUGUGGCGAAAUUGAUGAGACAAAUACUACUGUAGAAACAGUUGAUAAAUUAAAUAAUUAUCAUAUUUAUCCUCGAAUUAUCAGCAUUGUGUCCAAGGAUUAUUUUAAAUUUUUUAAGGUAAACCUUAGGAGAAAAUGUCCGUUUUGGUCUGACGAUAGCAAGUGUGCAAUGAGAUACUGUCAAGUGGAAUCAUGUCAUUUGGAUGACUUACCCAUAGGUCUCAAAAGUAUUCGUAAUAGUUUAGUAGAUGUAGACAUGUCGAUUAAAUAUAUGGUAGGACCCCAACAACAAGAAUGUGAAGAAGCUACACAAUAUGAAUUAGGAUAUAUUAACACAACAAUCAGCCUUGGUGGAAAGCUGAGAAAUUAUGCUGCAGCAAUGGAAGAUUUUGCUCUUUGGCAAGCUCAUGAUGAUUUACAAGAAAUGUAUUGUACUUUACCAGAAGAUGAUGGUGAUGCUGAAUAUGUUGAUUUAUCAUUAAAUCCUGAACGAUAUACUGGAUACAAAGGACCAUCUGCCAAUCGAGUUUGGAAAACUAUUUACAUGGAAAACUGUUUUAGACCAAAAAACUUGUUUGAAGUUUCAAUUAAAUCUACAUUGUUAACUGGAAUGUGUUUGGAGAAAAGAGCUUUUUAUCGUGCAAUAUCUGGACUUCAUUCUAGCAUCAAUAUACAUCUUAGUGCUAAAUAUUUAUUAUCUGAUAAAGGAACUACAUUUUUAAACCCAUGUGGCACUGGUACUUGGGGUCCAAACAUUGAAGAGUUUGAACGCAAAUUUGGACCACAAUAUACUAAAGGGGAAGGUACACAAUGGUUAAGAAACUUGUACUUUUUAUUUCUGGUAGAACUUAGAGCAUUGCAAAAAGCAGCUCCUGUGCUUGAACAAGUAGAAUACUAUACAGGAAAUGAUAAAGAAGAUGAAGUUACUCGUUUUGCUGUUCAUAAUUUAUUGGGUAUUGUCAAACAAUUUCCACAACAUUUCAAUGAACGAUCUAUGUUUUCUGGUGGACAACAAGCUCAAAAGUUAAAAGAAGAGUUUCGCUAUCAUUUUCGUAACAUAUCAACAAUAAUGGAUUGUGUUGGAUGCGAUAAAUGUAGAUUAUGGGGAAAACUACAAGUACAGGGACUUGGGACAGCACUAAAAAUAUUGUUUUCAAAUAAAACUCGAACAAAUGGAUAUUCUUUUACUGUUAAUAAACAUACCUUAAAACUAGAGCGUAGUGAGAUUAUUGCCCUUUUUAAUUCAUUUGCAAGGUUGUCAACAAGUAUAUAUGAACUGGAUAUGUUCCGAAAAAUACUUCGAUAAAUUGUAUACUUUCCUUAUGAAAAGUAAUAAGAUUAUACAAAAGCAUCACAGCUUUCUCAAUUUUAAUCUUCUAAGUUUUAAUAACCUUAAUAAAAUAUACAUUCCCAAUAUAUUUAU